Molecule: messenger RNA, 1086 nt
Organism: Megalobrama amblycephala (Wuchang bream)
Lineage: Eukaryota; Metazoa; Chordata; Actinopteri; Cypriniformes; Xenocyprididae
Exons: 5
Coding region: 166-855 (229 amino acids)
Source: RefSeq, a predicted model, not a curated record
CACUUGCAGUCGACACCUGCAGUCUUCGUACCUGCGCCAUUUGCAAUCGACGUAUAGUGGGACCUGUUGGAUUAAGACUUUCGAAGUCGUUCAAGAAUCAUGAAGUCGUUCAAGAAUCAUUGAUAUGCAUCAAUCAAUAUUAUUACUUUUGCCACAGUGCACUUCAUGUUGCACUAUGUAUCACUGCAGUUUAUGCCCUGCCCUGAAGCCAACCACCCUGAAAAAAAUCAAGCAACACUGGGAAGUCCAUUUAAAAAAGGCAAUUGUUUUCCAAGACAAAAGAUUAUGUCGUUCUGCCAUUUGCCCUGCAGAACUGAGGCUCAUUACCAUUGCCCCAAUUGCAGCAACACUGUUCUCAGGAGAUAUGUUAUGGAAGCUCACCUUCAGAUAUGCUCAUCCUUAGAUGUACCCCGCCCCUCUUUGGCUUCACAACCCUCUAAAACACCACCUGCACCGGUUUCUGUGUCCACAACGUCAUCACAAUCAACAUCACAGGCAGAUGAUGCAAGUAUAAAUGUACUGCAUCCUGUGAUGGUGGAUGUACUACUUGAAUCAUCACAAGAGAACCAAUUGAUGAGAGAUUUAAAGGAAGCCAGCAAGUGGUGUUCGGAACAGUCAAGUGUGCUGCUUGGUUCUGUUCAGCUGCCCAAAGUACUCUGUAUGGAGGAUGAAGAUGUUGAUGAGGCCAUGGACAAAUUACAGAAAGCUCAAUUUUCAGAGGACAGAAUUGAUGCUCUGGAACCUUUCUGCUUUAUUUUUACUGAGAAGGAGGACAUGAUCUUGUUCCUUGAACAUGUAGUUGACGUCAUGAAUCUGAAAGUAUUCUGUCAAACUGAAACAAAAGAAAAUACAUAAUGUGCUUCUUUUCAGAAACAAAAGAAAAUGCAUAAUGUGCCUCUUUGCAUUCCUUCUGUUUUUAUUUUAUGGAAGUGUUCUAAAGUUUUAUUCAUUUUUAUAUUGUACUAUUUUAUAAAACAAUUGUCAGUUUAUCCAAUAAUAAAAAUUGUUAAUACAGUAGUUGUAAAUAGACUGCCUCCUUGUGACAGGUUUAAAAAAUAAAUAAAAAAAAUUGCAUCAACCUAAUGU